Messenger RNA from Momordica charantia (bitter melon), 1612 nucleotides. Its product is annotated as Ubiquitin carboxyl-terminal hydrolase family protein. NCBI's taxonomy places the organism in Eukaryota, Viridiplantae, Streptophyta, Magnoliopsida, Cucurbitales, Cucurbitaceae. Gene Ontology annotation, molecular function: RNA binding. The record is from RefSeq and is a predicted model, not a curated record.
UCUCUCCUUUCUCCUUUCUCUGAAAAGCGCAGCUCCGAUCACGAGCGACACCGAUGAAGAAAGCGCGCGCCUUUUCCGGCGAAAACUUCCGGGAAACCGAAUUGAAGCCAAAACCAGUUUCCACACUUCUACGACUCUACUUAUAGAGGAUUGUCUCUUCUACGACAGUCGAGACAUAUGAUGGUAUUAGAACCAUAGAAAAAGGAUGGUGCUUGUAGUACUGCAGAAGCCGAGGUAUUGGAAUCCUGGACUCUCUUCUUCUCCUGCCCUUAAAUACCUCCUGAGAAACUUUUCUCUAUGGUCAAUGAAGAAAGAACCGGACCUUGAAUCAGCUCUAUCUCGUAACCGUCGAUGGAUUGUCAAUAACCAAAUCAAGAAUAUCGUCCUUCAAUACCCCAAUCAGGCAGCACCUGUAAAAUUCCUUCAAAAGAGGUUUAAAACCCUCGACCUUCAAGGUAAAGCCCUUAACUGGCUGAAAAAAUAUCCUUGCUGCUUUGAAGUUUAUCUCGAUAAUGAUGAGUACUACUUUCGGCUGACAAAGAGGAUGAUGGCUUUGGUUGAAGAGGAAGCAGCUAUCAAAGAUAUGCAGGAGCCCGUUUUUGUCGAGCGAUUAGCAAAGUUGCUGAUGAUGGCUUCGAAUAAGAGACUAAACGUCGUAAAGCUUAGUGAAUUGAGGCGGAAUUUCGGGCUUCCAGACGACUACUUGAUAAGAAUCGUUCCCAAAUAUUCAGAUAUGUUUCGAAUUGUUAACUAUACUGGAAAAAGAAACUCAAUGGAAAUUGAACUGGUGUCUUGGAAACCAGAGCUAGCAAUUUCCAGCAUAGAAUCUUCAGCUUCCAGGCAUGGGGUUGAGCCAGCUUUCUCAUGCUCGUUGCCAACAACUUGGAUAAAUUCAUGGGAGAAGUUUCAUGAGUUUAACGCCUCCCCAUAUGUUUCGCCAUACGUAAACCCCAGAGAGUUGGUGCAAGGUUCGAAGGAGAUGGAAAAGAGAACAGUGGGAUUGAUUCACGAGAUUCUGUCAUUGACGUUGUGGAAGAAAGCAUCGAUUAUGAAGCUGAGCCAUUUCAGCCGGGAAUUCGGUGUGCCAGCGAAACUGAACGGGUUGUUGCUUAAGCACCCUGGCAUAUUCUAUAUCUCAAACAAGUAUCAGAUCUACACAGUCGUCCUUAGAGAAGGAUACAAAGGAUCAGAACUAAUAGAGAAAGAUCCAUUAGUGGUUGCAAAAGAGAAGUUUGGAGAAGUGAUGCAGGAGGGACUUCAUGAGUAUAACAAGAGACACCACUUAAUGAAUAUAGAGAAGAAGAGGAUGAAGGGCAUGCUUUUGGGCAGAUCAGAGAAGAAGAAGAGCAAAGACUUUGAAGAAAAGACUGAUGAUGGUGAUGAAGGAAACAAUCUAGGAGGUUUACUUAAGCCAGAGGAAAGGAAAAGAUUUUAUCAGUGUCUCUUUGAUGAUGCUGCUGCAUAACUUUAUGGUAAGUUAUAGAAUAGAUUGGCUAGAGUUACUUUUGCCUUUAAAUUGGAAAGUAAUAACUUGAAAGAUUAUGAAUUGUAAAGCUUGUGAAAUUCAUCUGGAUUUUCAUAUUCAACCAAACGAUUUGUAGAUUUCAAAAAA